CGCCCCUCCCGAGCUCCCGCCCGGCGCUCCUCCCGGACGGCGCUGGAGGGCCGGCGGUGGCGGUCCCUCGGGGCCCAUGGCGCUGCCAGCCUGGCUGCAGCCCAGGUACAGGAAGAAUGUCUAUCUUUUCAUCUACUACUUAAUCCAGUUCUGUGGCCACUCAUGGAUAUUUACAAAUAUGACAGCCAGGUUCUUUUCAUUUGGAAAAGAUUCAAUGGUUGACACUUUUUAUGCUAUUGGACUUGUGAUGCAACUUUGCCAAUCCAUCUCCGUCUUGGAGUUGCUGCACAUAUAUGUUGGCCUUGAAUCAAACCACCUUCUCCCUAGGUUUCUGCAGCUUACAGAGAGAAUCAUCAUCCUGUUUGUGGUGAUCACCAGUCAAGAGGAAGUCCAAGGGAAAUAUGUCGUGUGUGUUUUAUUCAUCUUCUGGAAUCUAUUGGAUAUGGUUAGGUACACUAAUAGCAUGUUAUCAGUCAUAGGAAUUUCCUAUGCUUUCCUGAAAUGGCUCAGUCAGACACUAUGGAUGCCGAUUUAUCCUUUGUGUGUUCUUGCUGAAGCAUUUGCCGUCUAUCAGUCGCUGCCUUAUUUUGAAUCGUUUGGCACUUACUCCACACAGCUGCCCUUUGACCUAUCCAUCUACUUCCCAUAUGUGCUGAAAAUAUAUCUCAUGAUUCUCUUUAUAGGUAUGUAUUUUACCUACAGCCAUCUUUACUCAGAAAGAAGAGACGUCCUCAGCGUCUUUCCCGUUAAAAAGAAGAAACUGUGAGACAGCAUGCUGCUGUGACGUAAGGAAAAACAGGCCGAGGAUUCCGCUGCAGAAACACCACAGGAAGCGUGCUGGCGUGGGAAGACUGAGCUUGUGACAGAAAUCCAUCACAUGACCUCCUCCCCGGACACCUCACAGCAGCCUGUGGUUCUCACACGUCAUAUUUUCAAAACAGACUCUGAACAACCUGUUUCUCCAAAGCUGUGGAUUUCUACAAGUUAAGUUUAUAUUGUCUGAAGCCUGAUACUUUCCUGUAAGGGUAAUGAGAAAUAGAUUCAAUUAACUUGAGAUGUAGUUUUAACAACGUUGGUUUCUAUUUCUUUUCACCUCCGAAUUCCCCUGUAGCAGCAGAUCUGCAGGAGGGAGCGCUGUGAAGUAUGGUCUGCAGUGUCCACAGUAACAUUUUGUAGACGUCACCGUUCCCAGAGGUAACACUCGUCAGACACACUUAGAAAAGGAAAAUAACACCCCAUAUUCCUUUAAAAAAAACAGGUCACAUAUACCUUACAUUGAGAUAAAAGCUAAGAACUAGUCAAGUUUCAGAUCAUUUAUUACUGAAUUACUAUUGUUAAUUACUCUAACGUUAUAAGUCAUCACUUACUAGUAUAGUUUUGAAAAUUGAUUCUUUCUUUGAAGAUUUAAAAUAUAUAAGAAUAACUGAUUAAUGGAACAAUUUCUGAAUCACUGGAAUAUCAUUCGCUUUUCUUGAAUUAUAGAAUCAUAUUGUCCAGCAACUAUAUAAAAAGGGUACUAAAUAUUUUGUUACAUAAAAACCAGGUAGUAAAAAUGUAAUUACCAAAAAAAUAAUUUUAUAUCAUUAAAUAAAUCAAAGAAACAAUUGAGCAUUAAAGGAUACUUUGAUAUCUUUAUAAAUUUAAUGUCAUAUUUAGAAUUUUAAGAUAAGUAUUAAGAUUACCCUUUUUAAAAAGCUACAUUUAUUUUGCUUUUAAAGGUGCUUAUUUUACUCCUAAAUUUAAAAAAAAGUUACUGAAAGCUUUAGUGUGCAACUGUAGGUGCCUUAGUCUAGCUCCCUCCCAAUAAAGAUGGCCACAUACAUUGCUGAAAUAUACAUCUAGAAUCACUAAAACAAAAAACUAGAGAAAUUAUACUUUACAAGAAAUUAAAAUUUCAUUACUAAAUAACACUUUAAUUUUUUUUAAAGCAAAUUACCUGAAGAACCUUCCUACUUCUUAAAAUAUUAGACCAAAAAGAAACACAAGUAAAAUUAUAAUUAUGGUAAUUUUGAAACAGAAAUAAGGAUUGACAAUUUGAGAUAUCUGCAGCAAUUGUAACAUAAGAAGAUCUGUAAUUUCCUAUGUUGGUUGCUUAUAUUAAAAUUGAAAUACUGAAUUUCACUGGAGAUUAGUGACAAUAAAGGAUGCUUUCUUCCGCUCAAGUUCAUGUUCCCCAGGUUAAGAAACCAAGAGUGUAACCAUCUAACUGGCUGUUACCAAGAUUGAGAAAUUUAUUUCUUUGGCUGUUUUAACUGUGUCCAUCAAAUCUCUAUUGUGUUUUGUUCAGUGUGGUGAAAGAGUUUCUCUAACAUAAGAACCAUUGGAUAUUUUCAAAGCAUAAGAUAUAACUUCUAAAUGAUCUUUCUUUGCAGUUUCAAAUGCCAAGUAAAUUACCUGAAGUUCUAAUAACUUAAGCAAAGAAAUAGUAAUCACAACAACAGUGUCUCUGGUGCCAAAAAACCAAUGACAAUAAAACUGCUGUGGAGAAUUUACUCCGUCACUCAGCAAAAAGUCUACUAAAAUAUACAAGGGAAACACACACACCCCUUGCACAUAACAUCAGAGUCCUGAACUUUUCCUUUAUCAAAAGUAGUUGUAUACAGAGCAAUAACAAACACUUCUUCCCAAUACCUUCGUUCAGUUUUAUUUUACUGUAGUAUGCUUGUCAAGAAACACUUACUUUGUGCCAACCAUGUACCAGUCACAGGUCAACACGAAAAAACCUUCACCAAGUUUGUUAUUAAAGAAGGUGCCACAGCUCACUGAAGUCCCUGAGAGAGUUGGUAACUUCCUGUUUUUACUAUAUCAGAUUCUGCCUAUGAAGAGCAAAUUGUCACAUAAAAGAAUCUGUUCCUUCCAAAAGUUUCUGAAGUAGCUAUAACAUCAAGUUUAAAUGUUUCUCUGGAGAAACGUACAUUUAAAAUUUACGCACAAAGACAACAGUUACAUUUUGUUUCAUUGUGCUAAAGUAUUGAAGUGAUUUAAAUAAAAAUGACCUUCCCUUUCCCCAA
Messenger RNA from Eptesicus fuscus (big brown bat), 3011 nucleotides. It is a transcript of the gene HACD4, whose product is annotated as 3-hydroxyacyl-CoA dehydratase 4. The record is from RefSeq and is a predicted model, not a curated record. The transcript is spliced from 7 exons. Gene Ontology annotation, cellular component: endoplasmic reticulum membrane. Gene Ontology annotation, biological process: very long-chain fatty acid biosynthetic process; sphingolipid biosynthetic process; fatty acid elongation. Gene Ontology annotation, molecular function: 3-hydroxyacyl-CoA dehydratase activity. Bases 77 to 766 code for a protein of 229 amino acids. Lineage: Eukaryota; Metazoa; Chordata; Mammalia; Chiroptera; Vespertilionidae.